Molecule: messenger RNA, 2307 nt
Organism: Pararge aegeria (speckled wood butterfly)
Lineage: Eukaryota; Metazoa; Arthropoda; Insecta; Lepidoptera; Nymphalidae
Gene: dsh
Product: segment polarity protein dishevelled homolog DVL-3
Exons: 9
Coding region: 87-1976 (629 amino acids)
Biological process (GO): canonical Wnt signaling pathway; intracellular signal transduction
Cellular component (GO): cytosol
Molecular function (GO): frizzled binding
Source: RefSeq, a predicted model, not a curated record
ACUAAGUUAAUGUCCAUUUUUGUGAUGGCGGAUGAUAUUUAUAGAUCGUAGGGGUGUUGUUAGUUUUCAAUAAUAAAUGUUAUAAAAUGGAGGAGACAAAAGUUAUUUACUACAUAGACGACGAGGAGACGCCGUAUUUAGUAAAAAUACCUAUAUCUCCCGAAAAAGUGACGCUGUUGGACUUUAAAAACCAAUUAAACAGGCCCAACUACAAGUUUUUUUUCAAAUCCAUGGACGAUGAUUUUGGUGUUGUUAAAGAGGAAAUUGUUGAUGAUAACGCUCAUCUCCCGUGUUUCAACGGCCGUGUUGUGUCUUGGUUGGUGUCUGCCGAGGGUUCCAAUCCCUCCGAUGGUGCUUCACAGUGUACGGACAGUAACGCUGGCAAGGCGAAACAGAACAUCCAUGGGGCUCCCACGGUACCUUUAACCAGGGACACUUGCACGGACACCGAUAGCACAAUAAGCUCUCGACCCGGCCACAGAGCUUCCUGUGACAAGUACAAAUACCGAGGCCUCAGGAUAAACGGGCAUUCGAAAUACGGUAAUCACGGCCUAGAAUACGAAACUGCCUCAGUGCUAUCCUCAGAUCUGGACUCUACCAGUCUAUUUGACAGUCAAUCAGAGAUUACCACCACUACUGGAAGGCAUACAAAUGCAUCUGUGGACAGAGCAUUAACAGAAUGUAGCAGUGUCUCCCACCUUCAAGUCAGUUCUCGCAAAAGGCCUCAAAGACGACGGAAAAGGCCCCAGGUUAUGUCUCGUACAUCAUCCUACUCGUCCAUAACGGAUUCCACUAUGUCAAUGCAUAUAAUCACUGUGACUUUAAAUAUGGAUACGGUUAAUUUUCUUGGUAUAUCGAUAGUUGGACAGUCAAAUAAGGGUGGAGAUGGUGGUAUUUAUGUGGGCAGUAUAAUGAAGGGUGGUGCUGUGGCUCUGGAUGGUAGGAUUGAACCUGGAGAUAUGAUUUUACAGGUGAACGAUGUCAACUUUGAAGACAUGACGAAUGACGAGGCAGUGAGGGUGCUUCGUGAGGUUGUCCAAAAGCCUGGCCCCAUCAAGCUAGUGGUAGCCAAGUGCUGGGACCCCAACCCCAAGGGCUACUUCACUAUACCACGCACAGAACCUGUCAGGCCUAUAGAUCCUGGUGCGUGGGUCGCUCACACUCAAGCUCUCCGCGAGGCGUACCCUCCGCCACCCUUAUCCACCCUACCCGCCGCGUCGAUUCCAGACCGGGGUUCGGAUGCUGGCUCAUUACCGGCUGAACCCACCCUGGCCAUCGGGAUGGACAUGGCGAGAAUUGUGAGAGCUAUGCUGAGCCCUGACUCAGUGUUUGGUCGUCCAGGUUUGGAGAUCCGCGACCGUAUGUGGCUGAAGAUCACCAUCCCGAACGCGUUCAUCGGCGCCGACGUGGUGGACUGGAUCCUGCAGCACGUGGCCGGGGUUGCGGACCGACGCGACGCGAGGAAGUACGCCUCGCACAUGCUGAAGGCCGGGUUCAUCAGACACACAGUCAACAAGAUCACCUUCUCCGAGCAAUGCUACUAUGUAGCCGGAGAGCUGUGCGCGGAUAUGGCAGCCCUACGUCUGAGGAGUGCGGACCAGGACAGCCUCGCGUCAGACACCUUGGCACCCUUGCCUAACCCCAACAUGAUGGGCCCCGGAUACAUGCCCUACGCUGGCUCGUACGGAUACCAGCCCAUCCCGUUCAAGUAUAGCUCGUGCGUCACCAGCGAACACACUAUAUACGGUUACAAUCGUGAGGAGAGCGUGCUGUCCGGUAGUGGAGGUUCAAGUGCCGGGUCGGACCAUCUCACCGCGAAGGAACCAACGGCGACCCGCGAGAAUGAGGUGAAGUCAACGUCUAGUGGGUCAGGCGCAAGUGCGGCGGCGGACGGGGGAGGGGGAGGGGCCCGACGCUCUCACUCCCACUCGAGUGGCUCCGACCGCGCCACCGACAGGCCUGUGCUCUUCCUCUAACGGACAAAAUUCUAAAGUGUCCGUCACUGCCAAAUAAAAUUAUAGGAAUUUCGUACGUAUUUAUGAAAUAUAAGAACAAUAAACAAAAUCGAUAUAGACGUCUAAUGAAUACCAAAACUGAACCAAAUAUAAUCUCAUUAAAAUUUUCUUUGCUUAUUUUUUUGAGUUAAGAGCAUUUUUUUGUCAGACAAAAACAAAUCUAAACAGUUUUUUGGAAUAUCUAUCUGACUUAUAUAAUAAUUUCUGUUAUCUCCGAGCUGAUAUGUGUGUUUUUGUUUUGUUAUAUUUAGGAAAAUAAUCUUUCGAGUGCAUAUUAAUUAUGUAUGUUUUG